AAACUGCCUACAAAAUUAGAGUCUUGAAGCCAGAGCAGUGCCAGGAUGUCACGGGAACUGGCCCCACUGCUGCUUCUCCUCCUCUCCAUCCACAGCGCCCUGGCUCUGAAGAUCUGCUCCUUCAAUGUGAGGUCCUUUGGAGAAAGCAAGCAGGAAGACCAGAAUGCCAUGGAUGUCAUUGUGAAGGUCAUCAAACGCUGUGACAUCAUACUCGUGAUGGAAAUCAAGGACAGCAACAACAGGAUCUGCCCCAUGCUGAUGGAGAAGCUGAACGGAAACUCAAGGAGAGGCAUGAGGUACAACUAUGUGAUUAGCUCUCGGCUUGGAAGGAACACGUAUAAAGAGCAAUAUGCCUUUCUCUACAAGGAAAAGCUGGUGUCUGUGAAGAGGAGCUAUCAGUACCAUGACUAUCAGGAUGGAGAUGCAGAUGUGUUUUCUAGAGAACCCUUUGUGGUCUGGUUCCAGUCACCCUACACUGUUGUCAAAGACUUCGUGAUUGUCCCCCUGCACACCACUCCAGAAACAUCCGUUAAAGAGAUCGAUGAGUUGUUUGAUGUCUACAUGGACAUGAAACACCGCUGGAAGGCAGAGAAUUUCAUUUUCAUGGGUGACUUCAAUGCCGGCUGCAGCUACGUCCCCAAGAAGGCCUGGAAGAACAUCCGCCUGAGGAUCGACCCCAGGUUUGUGUGGCUGAUUGGGGACCAAGAGGACACCACGGUGAAGAAGAGCACCAACUGUGCAUAUGACAGGAUUGUGCUUAGAGGACAAGAAAUCGUCAGUUCUAUUGUUCCCAAGUCAACCAGCGUUUUUGACUUCCAGAAAGCUUACAAGCUGUCUGAAGAGAAGGCCCUGGAUGUCAGCGACCACUUUCCAGUUGAAUUUAAACUACAGUCUUCAAGGGCCCUCACCAACAGCAAAAAAUCCAUCACUCCAAGGAAGAAGACAAAGAGCAAACACUCCUAGAUCCAAGGGUGUCAUCUUUUAACCAUUUCUUUCCUCUAAAUAAAACGUUUCUCUAAUGGA
Messenger RNA from Callithrix jacchus (white-tufted-ear marmoset), 1023 nucleotides. It is a transcript of the gene DNASE1L3, whose product is annotated as deoxyribonuclease 1L3. Gene Ontology annotation, cellular component: nucleus. The record is from RefSeq and is a predicted model, not a curated record. Lineage: Eukaryota; Metazoa; Chordata; Mammalia; Primates; Cebidae. Gene Ontology annotation, biological process: programmed cell death involved in cell development; apoptotic DNA fragmentation. Gene Ontology annotation, molecular function: deoxyribonuclease I activity; DNA binding.